GGACUCCUCUCUUACAUCGGAAAACCAACAUGUUGCCGCCUUACGGUGCCUAUUUCCUAUUUCACCGAAAUUAAUCAGUUAUGGUUUUAAACAGAAUUGAUACAAGGUUCUUUAAGCUAGAUGAGAAAAGAGCCCUUCAGGUAGAGUUUCAUCGAAUUGGUUCAAACUCCAAACCAGGUCCAAAGAAGUGGCUCAAGGACGAUCAGUUGUCGGAAAUCAAAAAUUUAUUGCAUGAUAUAAUUAAGCAGUGUGUGAAUGACACAGAGAAGACAGAGAAGAAGACUGAACGAUCCAGUCAGAUUAUCACAGGUAACACAGUGAAAUUAGGCUGUGUGUUCAAGAAGUCCCCUUCACAUGAUGUGCUGCUUGGGGAAGCUAGUGAUGAUGAAUCUCCGUACCGGUCAUUGUAUGGACAGAAGUUGAUUGUGUAUGUAUGUCCUAUAGAGACAGGAAGUCCAAACAACGGAUCAGAGCUGUACAGGGCGAUGGUGCGGGCUGAGAUUGGAAGUACCGGUAAGAUGAUGAAGAUCAGUACUUACUUCAGUAAGGCUGGGGGGAGUGGCACUCAGGGUAGUGGUACAGGUACAGCUCAGACUACCUCCUCCUCCUCCUCCUCCCAGGACCAGAAACAAGUCAUCAGAAACAUAAUGAAACGAGGUAAAAUGGCGAAGCAAAGCAAGAAAGUCGAGUCAUCAGCUAGAAAGAGAGAGGAACAAAUUAAACCCAAACAACAAGAGAACACGUCACAGAACACAAGCGACCACAAACAACAGGACGACACAACACCAGAUGCAAACAUUGCUGGUCACAAGGAAAAAAUGACUUCCACAGAUGACAACAUCACGCAAAGUAUAAACAACCCCCCUACAAGUACUGAAUUUUCUCUAACUUCAGAUGUUAUUGAUAUUACAAGUUAUAAAGGUGACGAUAUGGAAUUUAUGCCAGAUGCAACUGUCAGUAAAUGUAGACAUAAAAAUCAGACAGGCAACUUCGAUGAAAAACAAGAUUCCAUGGCCUCAGAAAACAUCGGAGUUACUCGUGGUGUUAGUUCUCUUGGUACCAUUACUCUUUGUGGUGUUUCUUCGUCUGUUGCUCAGGAUUUCCAACCUUCCGAUGAACAUACAAUUACUGUGUACAGUGCAGAACAGAUACAGGAUCUCAAAUUAGAAGUUAUACCUCCUGCUUGCCACCCAGACCCCUCUGUCAAAGUGAACAGGACUACACCUGUACCUUCUACUUUUAACCCCAGUCCCUCAGAGGAGGGCUUGGAGCUGGGUGACGACUCCAAUGAUAGCAUAUUACCCUCCUACAGUUUUAUAGACCAGAAAACUGAGAGUAGGCCUGAUGACAAUAGUGAUUUAGAGAACAAGAAUUCAGAUGUGGAUAGUGACACACUUUUUGAUCAAUUUAGUGAUACACAUGUUGAUGAUGAUAGCAUUAGAGCAGUUACCAGUGAUUCUGAUUCCUCCAGUGAUGACAAUUUUCCUGUUUUAUCUACGACACAGAGACGGAAAUCUCCCUUUAAAGUGUUGGAAGGGCGAACUAAUGGAUCAACACUAGACGACUCCGUAACCGAUUCAGAUGGUGGUGCUUGUCUGAAGGCUUUGAAGCGUCGAAUGACCAAGAAAAGGAUUUUACCCAACUUUCCAUCUGAAACGAAAUCUGAUGAAGAAAUUCCAAAUAAAAGACUGAAGUACGAUUCAGAAAUAAAAUCUUCAAAAACAAAUAAUGAAACUUUUGAUUCUGAUGUGCAAACACCAGAUACUUUAAAAUCCACAUCAGUUGUUGAAUUGCCGUCAUUGAUGAGAAGUAGGAAUAGCAAAAUGUCUCGUGCACCAAAGGAGUUGAAGCAGGCUACACUGUCAUUUAAGGGUGGGAAUCUAGCCGUCACAAAGACACAAGAUACCCAACCAUGUGUUUCUGAAAAUGAUAGACUUGACUGUAUAAUUAUGGAGGACCAGGCAUCACAGAGGCUCCGAUCAGACCUCCGUCGGGAAGUAAUACAUGCAGAAAGUGUGAAGGAUCUAAAUGAACAGCAUGUGCGGUUCCUUGUUCAGGAAAACAGACGGUACCUAAAAGACAUAUUUGAGGGCAAGAUUCCGUGUGAAAGACAUAAGCUGUACAAGCAAGGUGGCAGAACCAGAAAUCGUUUGAACUACCAGGUAUAUCUGGGUCUUUUCACGGAUGAGCAGCAGGACGUUGUCAUGGAAGCACUUAUGUCCAUAUUUUGUAAGAAGAAUCACGGGUUUCUUGAUUAUGUGAUGAAGGUCAUAUUGCCAGAGGUGCUCAUCAAAAUCUACAUGGAGGUCACAGGGUUAAAUCAUGAGGAGGUUGAUCACAUCAUGGCUAGUGGAGGAAGUUAGAGGAUUAUGUCAUGAGGGUUUGGAGGACAUCAUGGCUAGAGGAGGAAGUUAGAGGAUUAUGUCACGAGGGUUUGGAGGACUUCAUGGCCAGAGGAGGAGUUAAGAACUAAGUCCAAAGGAUGUGGAGGUCUUCAUGUCAACUAAAGUUAGAGGAUUAUGUCACAAGAGGAUAAUGUCACAAGAGGAUAAGGAUAAUGUCACAAGGAUGUGGAGUACUUCAUGUCUACAAGAGUUAAAUGACUAAGUCCAAAGGAUGUGGAGGACUUAAUGGGGAGAAGAGAUUGUUAGAGGAUUAUGUCGAUAUAAUAUGGAGGAGUUCUUGGAUAGAGGAGAAAGAGGAUUAUGUCUAAAGGAUGUGAAGGAUUUAGUGGCUAAUGGAUGUGCAUAGAAAGAGCAUCUGAUAUGUGUGUGUCAUCAACACUGACAGACUUAUUGAUUUUGAAAGGCAGAAUAUAGACAUACAAUGUAGAUAUAUAUUUCAGCGAGUUAUUUGAACCUAGUUGCUUCCAAAAAUUUGUGAUGGAAAACUUAUAUUAUUUUCCUGGUAGAAUUUAGUAUUUUUGCAAAUAAUUUUAAAUAGGUUUGAGAUAUAGUUUUUGACAAGCCACAGGUGGGUUUGGGUUACAGUAUAUAUUUAGUUUUUAAUAUACGUGUUCCACCCCUGGGUUUAGGGUUUUUGCAAUAUUUUGACAUGAUGGAGAGGGUUUAAACUGUUUUUGACAUAGUACAUAGUUGUGUUUGCAGUUAAAAGACAUGUUUUUGUUGUUUACUUGGACUAAUGUGGUGACCUAAUGUUUGAAUUAAAAACCAUCUGUGAUGUAAAUACAUUGAACCAUAAACAGAUUCGAUAUAACUUUAGAAAUUAGUGUACAGGUUACAUACAUCAGUGUUUAUAUGUGUUUUCAGGGAUAUCUUACUGUUCCUGGUUGUUGAUGUUGUAGAAUAUGACAUAUGUAUAACACCUGGUUUGUGUACUUGAGUCUUUGUUUAUCCGAUAUCCGAGGAGUGUUUUGUGUUUAGUUUUGUUUUCUUUCUUUUUAAACUUUGAUACAUGUACAAAUGAUAACAAAUUACUGUUUAUGGGGAAAUAUUCGCCGCAGGUUAACUAAAGCCUUUUUUCGCCCUCGGUAAUGAGGGCAAAUUUAUCAUUAGAGCGAACAUUGAAAAACAUAAUAAUAAACAUAGCCUUAAAAAUGUGAAGGGUGAAUUUAACACUGGGGGUCAAAAUGGAUCGGGCGAAAGUUUGACUGGGCGAAAGUUUGACUAGGCGAAAGUUUACCGGUAAACAUUGUACAUUGUUAAGGGCCUAUCGCACGCUACUGAUGUACCUCGCCGGGACUAAACCGGAGUAAAAUAUUAACAAAGGCAGAGCCCCGUCGAGAAAGCACUUGAAACAUAUUUAAUUUAAGACAGGUUUAAGAAAAUACUACAUGCGUCGGUCAAAUUUUGGGGUACAAAUCAUGUUUUUUGUAAAAUCUGGGGAAAUCACUUUUUGAAAAAAAAAUCAUUCUUCUAAAAGAAACCUGUUCAAAAUGUAGUUUAUA
Molecule: messenger RNA, 3907 nt
Organism: Mizuhopecten yessoensis (Yesso scallop)
Lineage: Eukaryota; Metazoa; Mollusca; Bivalvia; Pectinida; Pectinidae
Product: clumping factor A-like
Exons: 11
Coding region: 81-2363 (760 amino acids)
Source: RefSeq, a predicted model, not a curated record